CAGCACACGUAUCUAAGCACACAACGAAAUAGAACAGAACAACUACAAUACCCAAAAACGCAGCACAAGAACAAACAUAUCAACAACUCCAAAAUGGAACACGAUGAAGACGAAGAACCACCUCUUGCUGUAGAGAUUCAACAACAUAACAACGAUGAAUCCAUCUCUCAACAAUCUUCUGUUGGUGUCACUCUCAUCACUGGUUAUCUUGGUGCUGGAAAAUCCACGUUAGUGAAUCAUAUAUUGAACUCUCAACAUGGGAAGAGGAUUGCUGUGAUAUUGAAUGAGUUUGGUGAGGAAAUUGGAGUGGAAAGAGCUUUGAUAAAUGAAGGAGAAAGUGGUGCAGUUGUUGAAGAAUGGGUUGAACUUGCUAAUGGCUGUAUUUGUUGCACUGUUAAACAUAGUUUGGUUCAAGCCCUUGAGCAGCUUGUGCAGAGAAAAGAAAGGCUAGACCAUAUAUUGCUGGAAACUACUGGUUUGGCUAAUCCAGCACCUUUGGCAUCUAUUCUUUGGUUGGAUGAACAGUUGGAAUCUGACGUAAAGCUUGAUUCUAUCGUCACUGUAGUAGAUGCCAAAAAUGUUCGCUUCCAGCUCAAGGAGCACCGUGGCUCAUCUUCAUUUCCUGAAGCAUAUUUUCAGAUAGCAUUUGCGGACAUUGUAAUUCUUAACAAGGUUGAUUUGGUAUCUGCAGAAGGCUCUGGAGCUUUAGAGGAACUCGAGGAGGAAAUCCAUAACAUUAACACACUCGUAGAGAUAAUUCAUUCUGUGCGAUGUCAAGUUGACUUAUCUAAGAUAUUGAACCGCCACGCAUACGAUACUGCACAUGCCGCACAUUUAGAGGCAUUGUUAGAAGAAAGUCGUUCUUUGUCUACUAAAAAGCUUCAUGAUAGUGGCGUGAGAACCAUAUGCAUCUGUGAGACAGGAACAAUUGAUCUUGAUAAGACUCGUAUAUGGCUAGAGGAGAUUCUUUGGGAGAAGAAAUAUGAUAUGGAUGUAUACCGUUGCAAAGGAGUCUUAAAUGUUCAAAACUCUGAUGAAUUGCAUACUUUGCAGGCAGUGAGAGAACUAUAUGAGAUUGUUCCCGCUCGAAAGUGGAAGAAAGAAGAAAACAGGAUGAACAAGAUAGUAUUUAUAGGUCAUAAUCUGAAAGAAGAUGUUCUAAUCAAUUCCUUGAAAGCUCUUGCAACCUGUUAAGCUGUGUAUUUGUUUCCUUGUGUGGGUAUAAAGAUUAAUAGUUAACUGAUGAUUGUACGAUUCAAUCAAAUUAGUGUGUUAAUUAGCAGUGUUAUGUUAGUUUCUAGGAUUUUGAGAAACUUGUUAUAAAGUUAGUACUUAUGUUAGUUUUUAAGGUUCUGGGUUUGAACCCUAAACCUCUUUCUUAAAAGUUAUUUGUAAGGUUGAGUUCAUAUAUUAAUCUUAGGCUUUAUACUACAUGUCUAAUCUGUUUUCCUACCAUCUCCCCAAUUUUAAUGAUGGGUGGUACUGGUGAUGA
Medicago truncatula (barrel medic) is the source of this 1492-nucleotide messenger RNA. Its product is annotated as COBW domain-containing protein 1. The coding region runs from base 94 to 1194 and encodes 366 amino acids. Gene Ontology annotation, cellular component: cytoplasm. Lineage: Eukaryota; Viridiplantae; Streptophyta; Magnoliopsida; Fabales; Fabaceae. The record is from RefSeq and is a predicted model, not a curated record. The transcript has 9 exons.